Molecule: messenger RNA, 5629 nt
Organism: Leucoraja erinaceus (little skate)
Lineage: Eukaryota; Metazoa; Chordata; Chondrichthyes; Rajiformes; Rajidae
Gene: mnta
Product: MAX network transcriptional repressor a
Biological process (GO): regulation of transcription by RNA polymerase II
Molecular function (GO): protein dimerization activity; RNA polymerase II cis-regulatory region sequence-specific DNA binding; DNA-binding transcription factor activity, RNA polymerase II-specific
Source: RefSeq, a predicted model, not a curated record
GUGCUUUCUUUUAAAUUGAUAGAUAGGAUCGAGCAUGAGUAUCGAAACAUUGCUGGAAGCUGCGAGGUUUUUGGAAUUACAGGCGCAACAACAGAAAACACGUGAAGAGUAUGAGAGACGGGAUGAGCUGCCGUUUGAGAGAGGGGCGGAGCGCAGGAAAGCCGACGUGGAGAGGGUCAACAAUGUGCUGCGGGGCGAGGGGGUCAAGCCUGAGGUGCAGGCCGCCCCGGCCUUGCUGGUGCAGAAAGCCUUGCCUCCCCCCGCUACAGUCGCCGCCACCACCACGGUGGUGGUGUCUCACGUGGUCAUCCCCGCGCCGACCCUCUCCCCGCUCCCCCACCAGCCGGCGGCAACGGCGGCGGCACACAGCCCCGGCAACACCGGCUCCCCGCCCCUGCUCCACCCCUCCCCCGCCGCGCCCGCCUUCACCGACCCCCAUCCCGGUCCCACCCCGGUGGGCAACCCGCCCUCCCAGCACCUCCAGAGCUCGGUGCUGACUAUCCCACCCCACCACUUCAUCCAGCAGUCGCCCCUCCCCCAGCAGCCCGGCUCUCUCAAGCCCUGCCCCCUGGACGAUGGGAAGCCCCAAGAUCAAAGGCGGAGGCCCGGAGGGGCAGGGACGCGGGAGGUGCACAAUAAACUGGAGAAGAAUAGGAGGGCUCACUUAAAGGAAUGUUUUGAGACAUUGAAAAAGAACAUUCCCAAUCUGGAUGAGAAGAAAACUUCAAACCUCAGUGUUUUGCGGAGUGCCUUGCGAUACAUCCAGACUUUGAAAAGGAAAGAGAAGGAAUACGAGCACGAGAUGGAGCGCCUUGCGAGGGAGAAAAUUGCCUCUCAGCAUCAGUUAGCGGAGCUGAAGAAGGAGCUGAGCCAGCGGAUGGAUGUUAUUGAAGUGGAUCGCAUUCUCCGUCAGGCAGUGCAACUGGAGGACGAUCAAUGCUCUACCUCAACUGCCUCCGAGGGCGAAGAUAACGUUACUGAUGAUAUUGAGGACACGAGGCCCAUGAACGCACUGGCCAGAACGUCGCACCAGGAGCUGCUGAACGCCGGUUCUUCUUCUUCCACCACCAUGGCCGCUGGCCCGUCGCCGCUGCUGACUCAGCACUUGUCCCUGCAGCAGAAGCAGGGCCCCAGCCCGGCGGCGCAGGUUCAGAUCCAGCCGCAGGCCUUGUUGCCGGCGCAGACUCACCUGGUGGCGGCCACGGCCCUGCAGCCCACGGUGAUCGCCCACGCGGCCGGCGCAUCUCACGCCUCCGUCAUCCAGGCAGCGGUGAACCACCACCACCACCACCACCUCCACCAACACAACACCAACACCAACACCAACACCAACCAACACCAGGGGAAGCACGUGGCCCACAUCGCCCCGGCAACCGUGCAGCUCGCCGCCGCCACCACCACCACCACCGGUCACAUCACCGUGCACCGCGCAUCCCUGGCGCACCUGCCCCACCUGUGCCCGCAGCCGCUGGGGGUGAACCAGCCCGCCGUGGGUCACCUCGCGCACGCACACGCCACCGUCACCCACCAGCAGGUCAACGGCGCCCCUCCGGCCGGCACGGCCCCCGUGGCAACGAAACAGGUGGCCGGGGCCCAGGUGGUGCACCAGCAGCUGGUCGGGCAGCCUCUCCUGAACCCUGUCACCAUGGUGACCAUGCCCUCUUUCCCCAUCAGCACUUUGAAGCUGGCCUGAACCUGAACUUUGACCCCAGGAGCAGCUGCCCCCUCCCCCCUUCACUCCUCGACUUCCAUUCUUACUCCUACACAUUCCGAACGGCAGGUCACGAGCACGAGAUGUAUCGGUGACUCGGGUGGGGGGGGAAGGGAGGGGUGGAGUGCGGAUUCCGAUGGGAGAAGGCUGGCACAGUCGGAAUAUCACACGGCUCCAAGCUGGCAGAAGGAACUGAAUCCACGAGAGAACUGCAGACGCCGGCUUUGCAGAGAAAAAGACGCACAAAGUGCUGGAGUAACUCUGGGGCAGGCAGCAGCAUCUCUGGAGGGCGCGGGUGGAUAGGUGACCUUUCCGGUUGGGACCCUUCCUCAUAGGCAAUAUGGACAGGCAAAAUUCCUCGGAUCCGAAACGUCUUCUAUUCUCUGGAGAUGCUGCCUGAGAGCUACCACUGUACCUUGUGUGUCUUUUAACGGGAAUCGGACGCACCCUGCACAGUUGUAGCUGCUGAGCAGAGCAGUCUGAGCUGUACUGAGCAACCUUUGUGUGUGCGUGUGUGUGUAUGUGUGUGUGCAUGUGUGUGUGUGUGUGCGUGCACUUUGUUGUUGGUGAAUUUACAAAAAGACAUGUUGGUAAGACUUUGCUCUCAUUUUUUUCCUCGCUUCCCUGACCAGAAAUAUAAUCUGGAUGGGUACCUUUGCGAUUGGGAAUGGAGAGAGAGAGAGAGAGAGGGAGAGGGCGAUAGAUAGAUAUAUAGAUGGAUAGAGAGAGAGAGAGGGAAAGAGAGAGAGAGAGAGAGAGAGAGAUAGAUAGUGAGUGAGAGGGAGGGAGAGAAAAAAGAGAGUGAGUGAAAGAGAAGGGAAUAGUUGUAUGAAAAUGAAAAUGAAAAUGGCCUCGGUAGAGUUGAGUUUUACAACCGGUAGGUUCAAUAUACAUGGUAAUUCAUGGCCACAACAUGUUGAGUGCAUGCAUGCACGUGUGCAUGUGCGUGCGUGUGCGUGUGAUGGAAUGUGUGGGCUGGUGGGCAGGGCCGCAGACCUAACAUGUACUGCAAGAGGUCAGAAGCCAAACUAGGCCCCAUGCCCCCAGCUUUCUGAAUAUAUUUCUCAAGUUAUCUUGUGAGGACCAAUUUUUUUUUUUUUUUAAGAUGAAUUGUUGUGGUCUUUGCAUAAAAUGCACCUUGUGGACAAAAUUGGCUGCAACCACAGCAACAAACAAAGGCGGCCGCAGGCUGCCCCAAGUUCUGGGCCCGAUGACAAGAUGGCGGCCGGGGAAGGGAGAGGAUGCUGAUCAUGUGACCCAGUCCCAUUGUGUCGUCUCUGUGGGUCCCAGCGGUUUACUGAGCUUAAAGUGAGUUUAUGUCAAUGAACUGUUUUAAGGCUGGCAUCAUUACUGUGUGUGCUACAAAUGAAAUGUCUUUCAUAUGGGGACCUUUUUUCUUUUAAUUUAAAAGUCUUUUGCAAUAAAGUUUUCUGCUUUCUUUGAUUUAGGCCCAGAAUACAGUCUGAUUUGACUAAAACUCGAUUGAAUAUACCCAUGAUGCUGAGGCUAAAAUAUGCCCAGCCUCGAUGACCAGCGAGGCAGGAUGGGGCAGCGGUAGAGUUGCUGCCUCACUGCGCCAGAGACCCAGGUCGGAUCCUGACCACGGUGCUGUCCGUGCAGAGUUUGUACGUUCUCCCCGUGACCUGCGUGGGUUUCCUCUGGGUGCUCCGGUUUCCUCCCACACUCCAAAGACGAGCAGGUUUGUAGGUUAAUUGGCUUUGGUAAAAAGUUAUGUUGUUCCUAAUGUGUAGGCUAGUGCUAAUGUACUGGGUCAGCGCGGACUUGGUGGGCCGAAUGGCCAGUUUCCGUGCUGUAUCUCUUAACUAAACUAAGACUCUUUCUGAAGAUUCUGCAAUGAUAAAAGUCUCUUUGACUACGGAUCAGGGGUGUGCUUUACCAAGUGUGUGUAGGUGAAAUAAAAUCCUGCCACCGAGCUUUGUACUGACACCUCCGUUUACGUCAUUCACACUUAGCAUAGCCCCUUUUAAAAGUUUAAAUAUAUAUAUAUAUAUAAAUAGAUCUCAGGUAUUUUCAGUGUGGCUCCAAUCAUGAAUUUCUCAGAUGAAUUUGUUUUCUUAAAUCACGGUGAAAUUAUUUGAAAAAGAUAUGCUGUGCACUGGCCGAGUGAAAGGACACAGUCACGAUCUUUGAAAAUCAGGACUGGUUUCCUCAGAACGAAUCUCUACACAAAAUGAUGGAGUAACUGCGGGACAUGCAGCAUCUCUGGCGAAAAGGAAUGGGUGACGUUUUAGGUUGGGACCCUUCUUCAGACUCGGAUGCACGGUGUCACUGAUUUAGUUGUUCGGGGGGGGUGGGGGUGCAGAAUUUUGCAGAGGAAAGUUGAAGUGGAAGGUUUGUCACUGCUGUGGUCUCAAUACUGUGAUCGGGUGUCUCAGUGCUGGUGUGGUACGGAUAGAGUUAUCUUGUUUCUUUUUCUCUAAGCUGUGUGCUGUGUGUCCGAUGCUUCACUUCACUUGCAGGUAUUCUAUCUGUCCCAGUCACUCACUGACAGGUUACAAAUAGUAAAAACCAGCUUGGGUUGCAGCCCCAGCCGUAGACCAAGCUACUGUUCCGGGCAACGUUUUGGAUCAGGGCCCUUCUUCAGACCGCAAGCAGCUUAGAGGCUCAGCGAUAGAGUGCCAGAGACCUGGGUUCGAUCCUGACUACGGGUGUUGUCUAUACAGAGUUUGUACGUUCUUCCUGUGACCGCGUGGGUUUCCUCUGGGUGCUCUGGUUUCCUCCCACACUCCAAAGACGUACAGGUUGCAGGUUAAUUGGCUUUGGUUAAAAUUGUAAAUUGUCCCUAGAGUGUAGGAUAGUGCUAAUGUACUAGGGUGUUAAUGAACCGGGUGGGCCAAAGGACCUGUUUCCGCGCUGUAUCUCCAAACUAAACCACAGUCCUUAUGUUCUCAGCUUAAUUAAGAGAUAGGUAACAAGAAUCUUCUUCAUUCUGAAGAUGGGUCUCAGCCCGAAAUAUAAUCUCUCCACGUUCUCAAUAGAGAACGAUAUCUAUCCACGAUAGAUGAUGUUUUGGCUUGAGACUCUUCUUCAAACUGAAGAGAAGGGUCGCGACCCGAGGCGUUGCCUAUCCAUGUCCUCCAGAGAUGCUGCCUGACCCACUGAGUUACUCCAGCAGCUUGUGGCCUUAUAUUCUUUAAGCUGAUGCAUCCAUACCACCCCAGGAACUGCACUAACAACACUAAACACUUGUUGGGUCUUAAGAAUCUGUCAUAGAGUCAUAUAACCGGGACGCAGACCCUUUGGCCCAGCUUGUCCAGGCUGACCAAGGUGCCCAGCUACGCUAGUUCCACUUUCCUGCGUCAGGCCCACCUCUCUCUAAACCUUUCCUAUCCAUGCACCUGUCUUUUAAAUGUCAAUGUGUAUUUUUUUGUGACUAUUAUUUGAGCUGCAAUCCAUGUGCAUUAUCACAGCUCCGUAUUCACCCACGUGCUCGUUUUAAUGCUGUUCGUCUCGAGUUACGACUCACAGAACAAACGCGCAGACAGUGGCAGUACUGAGUAAGCUUAGCUGAGGAUUUAGUUUAGUUUGGUUUAGUUUAUUGUCACGUGCACCGAGGUACAGUGAAAAGCUUUCACAGUGAAAGGUUCACUCUCGAUCCUUGCCACUGCCUCGGCCCCGGCCCCGUUUAAUUGCAACUAAAGUACCAUUCCCGAAUGAUUCUGCCACACAAUGUGGUGAUAUUUCAAACAGAAGAUAUAUUUUUGCAAAAUUGUUGGCUGCUUUUUAAAAAAACCAAAACAAAUUGUUACAGUUUUAUAAGCUCUGGCUGCUUAAAGGGCCUGUCCCACUGUACGAGCUAAUUCAAAGAGUUCUCCCGAGUUUCCCCUGAUUCGAACUCGGAGAUUUGCGGUAAUAGCCGCUCGUAGGUACUCGGGGCUCUCGUGGACAUUUUUCAAC